Messenger RNA from Mercenaria mercenaria, 2457 nucleotides. RefSeq names its product collagen alpha-1(VIII) chain-like. Lineage: Eukaryota; Metazoa; Mollusca; Bivalvia; Venerida; Veneridae. Gene Ontology annotation, cellular component: collagen type IX trimer. The transcript has 3 exons. The record is from RefSeq and is a predicted model, not a curated record. Bases 24 to 1631 code for a protein of 535 amino acids.
UACCUCUAGUUGAAUUUGCAAAGAUGGCUGGUAGUUUGUCACCUCUUGCUUUUAUUUCAGUAAUUACUUUAUUUUCAUUUGGAUGGUGCAUGAACUUCGAUGACAUUAUUGAAGACGGACUAAGUAAAUUAGAGAAUACUUCUGAAAUUAAUUUAUCUGUUUUAGAGCGAAAAAUAACAGAUGAAUCUAUCGAAAUCCAGGAAUGGCUCUUACGUAUAGGCGAGUUGGAGAGACAUGUGAAUGUUCUUAAAAAGGAUAAAAUGGAAGCAUUGCGGCGUAGGAAAAGAGCGUUAAAAGGUCCACGACUUGGCAUGUUCGUUGGAAAACCUGGACACACAGGUCGCCCUGGAACUCCUGGGAGGCCUGGAACUAUGGGUAAACGUGGCGAAAAGGGUCACAAAGGUAUUGCCGGUCCACCCGGACUACGUGGGCCCAUAGGGCCGUAUGGACCACCAGGAUGGAUAGGCCCUCCGGGAUUCAUUGGUGCAAAAGGAAAUAAAGGUGAAAAGGGGGAGAAAGGAUUCGAUGGUAUCACUGGUUUAACAGGAGAUGUUGGAUUGAUUGGGUAUAACGGAGAGCAUGGUCAGAUGGGUCCACCAGGAAUGAUGGGUCAUAUUGGCUUCCUCGGUAUGCCAGGCCCGCCAGGAAUAAGUGGAGAUAUGGGUGAAAUUGGAAGCAUUGGUAACCCCGGUGAACCUGGUCGACCUGGAGUUCCUGGUCCAGUAGGGAUUUAUGGAGAGCCUGGACUGAUGGGUGAAACUGGGUUAAUGGGACCACCUGGUGAAAUAGGAUAUAUGGGCGAUAAAGGGGAAAUUGGAAUGCCAGGAGAUAUUGGGCCAUGGGGUCCAGUUGGACUUCCUGGUCCUGUCUAUGAUCCGUAUGCAGCUAUGAUGGCUCCGAUGGUUGUUAUGGCAGAGGGAGCGCCUGGAGCAGAAAACUGCUCAGAUCUUGAUGGUGGUGUACGUAAUUGUUCAUCUUUUGAUGGAAAAUUGGCAAUCCAGUACAACAGCAAAUCUUUACCAGCCUUCUACCAUCCACCACCUGGAGCCCAUGUGAUGCCUGCUGAGCCGAUGAUGGAAAAAUCUCAAAUGGCGUAUGGACCGCAAGCUGGAAAAUCCCAGGCUAUGUAUGGACCCCCGGUCUAUGGUAAGUACUACUCAGCAGCAUACGGACAUAACAUUGAGUACUUUGAUGAAGCAGAUAAGGAUAUUUUGAAUGAAAAAGAUUUUAAUGAGCUUAUCAACAGUACAAAUCCAGAUCUCAAGGGUAAUGAUGAUGAUAAUGUAACUGAAAGUGGUAAUCUAAGUACAAGUGGCAAGGAACAAGCUCUUCUAGAUGAUAAUACUAUAGAAGAUGAAAACAACGGCGAAGUUGCCAACGUAGUAACAAGCACCAAUAAAACCAUCUUCACCUCUGAUGAAGUAAGCUCGGAAGAAGAAGAAGAGCAGACAUCCGCAGAAGACAGUGAGCAAGACUCUACAGAAAACUCUACAGAAGAAACCCAUUCAGAAGAAGAUAUUUCAAAAGAAGAGAGCAAAACAGGGUUAGAAGAAAAUAAACAAAACUUAGGAGGAAAUGGUUUGGAAACUUCAGACGAAACUGGGCCAGAGAUUGUACAAAACGUUAAGUAAGAAUAUAAGAAGGAAAUGUUGACUCCCGAACAAAUGAUCAGAAUCUCUACCAACAGAAUUUGAACAAAAACGGGUCAGUAAAUCAUAUGAGGAUAUUCAAGGCACAAAAUACCGAUUGUAUCAAGCAUUGUAGACUGUAUGAGAUGAAACAAACAAAAAUGCUGUACGAGAUUUAUUCAUUUGGUACCGUAAAAUAAACAAAAUCCCGAAUUUUCGUGAUAUAUUUAUUUUUUGCUAUUUGUAAAAGUGCAUUACUGUUGUAAUUAGUUUAUAUCCUUCCUCGCGAACUUUCUCUCAUUUUAUAAAAUAGCGAACUUCAACGUCGCGAAAAUAUCUGCUUUUACAGUUCAUUUGAAAAGACUUUGGUAAAAUUGUUUCAACUAUUCUUCCUAUAUACAUUUCAACGACACAUAAUUAUUUUCAACUGAUAGUAACGCAUUAUUUUGUGUUAACCCUAUUAUUGAUAUCAGUUAAUUGAGUUUUAUUACAUGUUUUUUUGGUAAAUUAACGAAAUAUUAGAAUGAAAUAUGUCUGUUAUUUUCACAGUACAAAAAAAAUCAAAUCAAAUUUUCACUAGUAAGAAACUAUAAAAUGGGUACAUAUAGUUAAAACUUGAAAUCAAGGAGAAUUUGUUUCUUUUUUAUGUAAUUUCAAAAUAUCAGUCACAUUUGAACACCAUACCUUACAUGUUCACUCGUGGUUAUGCAACUCAUGACACUAUUGCACCUUGUGUUCACUCUGGAAAGACAUUUCAAUCCUACCCUGGUACAAACUGAUAUCCUCUGUAUCUAUCCAUGUUUAAAAAGAAAAACUGGUAUAACUUUCA